Molecule: messenger RNA, 1012 nt
Organism: Scomber scombrus (Atlantic mackerel)
Lineage: Eukaryota; Metazoa; Chordata; Actinopteri; Scombriformes; Scombridae
Gene: eif4ebp1
Product: eukaryotic translation initiation factor 4E binding protein 1
Exons: 3
Coding region: 307-666 (119 amino acids)
Biological process (GO): negative regulation of translational initiation
Cellular component (GO): cytoplasm
Molecular function (GO): eukaryotic initiation factor 4E binding
Source: RefSeq, a predicted model, not a curated record
AUAGGCUGAGUGGAGGAAGGUGUUCUCAGGUCCUUUUAACAAAGACCCUGGACACUUUGUGUGUGUGUAUGCGUGUGUGAGAGAGAGUGCAUGUUGUAAUAUGACACAUUUUGAUACUACCUUCCAUCUUUUGCACUUUUGAAAUAAGAGGUAUUUAUUUUUAUUUAUCUGAGCCAUCCUGUUCAGCUAUCUGACACAGGCGCGUGCUGGCUUUGUUGUUUUGUAAAAGAAAAAACAACAACAGGAGUUUCCGCCUGUUUCUAGUGAUUUAGUUAGCUAGAUAUACUUUAUUUUACUUGAGAGAAGAUGUCCACUGACUGCCAGAAGACCACUGCCAAGGCCAUCCCGUCGACUAAGAGGGUGACCAUCAGCGACGCCGAGCACAUGCCCCACGACUACUCCACUACUCCCGGAGGGACGCUGUUCAGCACGACCCCGGGUGGAACCAGGAUAAUCUAUGACAGAAAGUUCCUGCUGGGGUGUCGCAGCUCUCCAGUGGCUAAGACUCCUCCGCGAGGUCUACCUGACAUUCCAGGGGUAACCAGUCCUCCGUCCAAAGACACCAAUGAGAAGGCUCGUAAAGGAGAAUCACUGAACAACAACAACGUCACUUCACCUGUUAACAACGACACUGGUGAUGAUGCACAGUUCGAAAUGGACAUCUAGAUGGUGUUGGAACAAGUAUUAAGACUUAUCAACAAGAUGCUGUGAGGGGAGGCUCAGGAGUACCGUCUCUUUUGCCAUCAUCCAUUCCAUGAAGACGGAAGUUCACCUUUAAUAUCUCCAGUGUCUCAGUGUUUUAAAAUCUGUCCUUUGUCAGCCUGCUUUACUUGUUUUGCCCAGAACAAAUCUGGACUCAGGGCUCAAAACUGAGUUAUGUGUGAUAAAGUGUGCCUUUCUGUACUGGCUACAAAUUACAAUUCAACGCUGAGAAGUACUUCACACCAACAAAGCCUCAUCCUUAAGACCUAGUAAAUGGAUCAAAAAUAAAGAUCAAAGGGGAAAAUUAUAA